Chenopodium quinoa (quinoa) is the source of this 2017-nucleotide messenger RNA. RefSeq names its product RING-H2 finger protein ATL54-like. NCBI's taxonomy places the organism in Eukaryota, Viridiplantae, Streptophyta, Magnoliopsida, Caryophyllales, Amaranthaceae. Bases 683 to 1840 code for a protein of 385 amino acids. Gene Ontology annotation, biological process: protein ubiquitination. Gene Ontology annotation, molecular function: transferase activity. The transcript has a single exon. The record is from RefSeq and is a predicted model, not a curated record.
UACUAUAACUUAGGUUUAGCAUGGUGGUACUAUUUAUACGAAAUAUAUGAUAUAGUGAUGUUGAGAUUGCUAACUAGAUUACUAGAAACUAUUGGCCAUAGUGUCUUGUGUCAACUUGAUCAGUAGUCGUUUCAAAAAAACCAAAAAUUCUAGUAAGGGCACCACGCAAAAUUAAUUCUUCAUGUGUUGUUGAUUGUUUUCUUAAAACCACCCAAGCGAUCUUUUGUAUUUGCUCUACCUAAAAUCAGAUUCAUUCUAAACAACCAAUUAAUUGAAUUUGCCUCCCCUAUUUCCAAUCUUUGCCCACAAAUUUAUAUAGCCAAAAUUAUUCUUGAAUCUAUGAGUGAGUAGACAAGCUAUAAGAUAAUGUUAUAUAAUGUAUAUAUGUAUCUAUAACCUAGAAAGUCAUAGGUAAUGAGUUGAACUAAUAUUAAUAAACCAUAAAAAAGUGGCAUAUACACUUGCACGUCAAAGUUAUAGUAGUGUCUUACCACACCUAAUAUUUGAAAAUGAAAUUGUUUCCAAUCACAUCUACCUUCUAAAACGUGUUAAACAAACCCUUCUUUUCCUCUCCCUUUCCCUUAGGAGAAGCCUUAAACUAUACUCAGCCUUUUAUCUAUCCUUCCUAUUCCUAAUCUUAGUUUUUUCUUCCCUCUUUUUUCUCAUCAAUGGUCUCCUAAUUAUGGCCAUUCGAUUUCGAAAACUCUUACAUUAUCUAACUUAUACUACAAAUGUCACAACUACUAUUCCUUGCACUGAUUUAUGUGAUCCUACAUGUGGUGAUUUUGAUGAAUGUUACUCCUUCCCAACCGGACCCGACUCGUUCCCUCCUCUUCCACCACCACUACCCUCUACGACUACGAUUGUGGCAACCCCAUCGUCGAACACCCAUGAUGAUUUCCACUUAUCACCCCUUGUGAUUAUAAUCAUUAUUAUUUUAGCCGGUGCCUUUCUAUUGGUUUCUUACUAUGCUAUUGUUAUAAAAUAUUGUACCUUCUGGACUCGCUUAGUGUCCAGAAGGGGUAACAAUAGACAUGUACCAAAUGAGUCUAAUCAAUUCCGUGACCCUCAUCAUGUACCCGAGGAUCGAGCCAUCGACGUCACAACCGGUCAAUUUAACCCAAUGGUAGAUCACCCUAUAUGGUUAAUCUCAACUGUUGGAUUGCACCAAUCAGUGAUCAACUCGAUAACCGUGAUUCGGUACAAGAAAGAGGAUGGCUUAAUCGAUGGUACAGAUUGUUCAGUUUGUCUAAGUGAGUUUCAAGAAGGUGAAACUCUUAGACUUUUACCAAAAUGUGAACAUGCAUUUCAUAUUGAUUGUAUUGAUACUUGGCUUAGGUCACAUACCAACUGUCCUAUGUGCCGGGCAAGUAUAGUAGCCAACCCCGAUAGGCCGGGUUCGGCUUCAAACGAGCCUGGUUUCGGGACCUCGAGGCGUAUCGAGAUCCCACAAAUGGCUGAUACAGAAUCUAGUGAUGGAGAGUUAGUGAUCACCCAAAAUGGGAACAAUGAAGUUAGUUUGGUGGUAGAAAACAGAGGAGAAACAGGGGAUUUUGAAGUUGAGAUUGAAAUUGAUCAAAGUAAAGCUGAAAGUGAUAUUCAUCCUAUAGCAUUAGUUGUAAGGAGAUCAUACUCUAUGGAUUAUAGACAUGUGAGUACUCCAUAUACGCAACAAAACUCGAACUCGAACUCGAACUCGUAUGCAUUGGUGGGUGGUUCUUCAUCAAGGCCACUUCCUUCAAGGGUUAAUAGAGUAAUGAAGAGAUCAUAUUCAUGGAGUGAAAGAUUUUUUUGGCCAGCACGUAAUCAGAAUCAUUGCAAUUCAAAUAUUUCACCGUAAGAGUUUAAUUUUCUUGUUAGAAUGAUCAAUUUUUUAUGGCUUAGUAAAUGUUUUAUUUCCCUUUUUUCCCCCGAAAAAAUUUUAAAGGUGGGAAAUUGGUAAAUGUACAUGAAAUGUACAUAUUUGUAUAGAAACCAUGUUCAAUUGAGAAUAUAUACACUAAUAUUCGGCUUUUAA